Molecule: messenger RNA, 3112 nt
Organism: Caenorhabditis sp. 36 PRJEB53466
Lineage: Eukaryota; Metazoa; Nematoda; Chromadorea; Rhabditida; Rhabditidae
Source: the annotation of a GenBank genome assembly
AUGUCGAUUCAAUCGCUCCACCAACUCGCCUCAAAGAAAAUGGCCGAGUACAUUGUCGAUGGUAAGUCUUUUUCCUUUUCUUUUCCUAUUAUAAUUCAACUUUUUCAGAGUCCCUCGACGUAUCCUCAAUUGUUUUCCCUCGACAAGAGAGCAAUGCCAUUUUCGAGCAUAUUAUCAAGAUGAAGAAGCCGGAACGUUCUCUAAAUGAGGAUUUGCUUGAACAAAUGACUGGAUUCAAUACGAGCCGUGCCAAUUUCAAGGGCGUCGAGAUGACGUUGACAGACGUGGCUUUCAUUGGCGAGCAGAAUCUUGAGAGCUUUACACUCGGAGACACGAUUCUUCUCAUGGACGGAUAUCAUGUUGAGAAUGGUGAGUGAUGACGAGCGUUCGGGGGAGUUCUAGUGACUGCGACAAGUGCUCCGAGAAAACUAAUUCAAUGUGAAUCUAAUUUCAGACGACAUCAGCCUGAACAUUGAUUUGCUGAUCAGGGACAUGUUCAACGAUUCGACCCGCCAAUCCCUCCGGCACCUGGACAUUAGCGGAUGGGGAAAUUUCAAUGGAGACUGGCUCAGAGCCAUUGGAUCCAUGCUCCCGAACGUUUCGAGCUUGAAUGUAGCUGGAAGACCGGUCAACAUUCGGGUUCUUGUUCAGAGCUUUCCGGGGCUCCAAUACUUAAAUGUCUCGAAUUGUCAACUUGACAGUUUGGAUGGCAUCUCUGGACUGCAAGGGCUCAGAGUCUUGAUCAUGGAGAAUGCGUACAAGAUUCGGGACAUGACGGAGCUGUUCGAGCUGAGAGAACUACGAGUUUUGAACAUGGCAUGGUGUGUUGAAGUUUAAAAAGAAACAUAAUUGUUCAUCCACUUGUUUUCAGCCCAUCCCAAUUCAAUGCCGACGGUUCGAACGAUGUCGCUGCCAUUUUCUGUGAGUGCCUGGAGGAUGGAUCCCGACUGCCCGAGCUUCGUUACCUGGACCUCUCGAAGACGACGCUGAAUGGACGGGAUGUGAAGAGAGUCCUAAAGUCCAUCCCGACGAUCCAAAAUUUGACUCUAAUUGGAACGAACAUCGCUCUCCGAGAUUGCGUCGGCCACAACACGCACACUCUGGUCUCAACAACCAAAGCCCUGGAGCACUAUUUCUCAGAGGACAGUGCCCUGAUGAUUGAAACCGUUCUGCAGGAGAGUUGUGUGCUCACCGACGAUUUUCACAUCGAUGCGGCGAGCGGCUCGAUCUCGUUCGAACACAUGCUGCAGUUCGUGGAUCUCUUGCACAAGAUCCUUCUCCGAUACGGAGACGAGAAUGUGAUUCAUGGAAAGGUGGUUGAGAAUGUGUGGGCGAUUACGCCUGCCAUAUUCGGCCGCGUCAUGGCUGAAUCGGACCGCGAUCGUAUGAGCUUCAAGAUUAUUGUGUUGAUGAACAGGCUUCUGGACGUUUAUGGAGCGUACAAUCGCUCCAUUCUCAACUGCACACGACUCGCAACCUCAUUUUUAUUCUCGGCGAUCCGCGACCAAAUAAUAAUGAGCACGCCGGGCGUCAACGUGCAAAAGCUCGUCCUGUUGACGUUCGAAUACUUGGAGAGGCAGAAGAACGACAGCGAGGUGGUCGGCCUCUUUUUCCAAAUCCUCACGGAAGUUGAAGUUGCCGACACCGUGAAGACUAUCGUCUGUGGCUUUGAUGAAGAGCAGCGAAUCAAUGCACAGCUUCUUCUGCUGAGCCUGAUGGAAGUUAUGAUGGCGAACUUGACGACAUGCUUCGGAAAUGGUCAAGGAGAAGCCUUCGACAACUGUGCCAUGUUGACUCAAAUGCUCACUUGGGUUUGCUGAUGCCUUAAAACGAAUAAUUGUUGUUGUGUUUUUGUUCCAAACUUUUGAAAUUGCAUUAUGAUAAUAAAGAUAAUAAAGAAGUUACUAUUGAACGUCCAUUUUUGUUAUUUGAAAUCUUUUUCUCGCUCAUUCAUGGCUGCGAGUCCAAUAAUUCUCUUCGCUAGCGCUGUCCGUCCAAACGCUCUUCCAAUUGUCGUAUAACAAAGCUGCCGAGUACAUUAUCGAUGGUAAAUUCUGAUUUUUCUCACUCUCAAUCAACACAAUGAGUUCUACCAGUCAGAUAUUCUUGCAAUUUUGCGGUAAGUCAAAACACAUUUUGUUCAUUAAUUUUUUGCAGUCUUGCCACGACCGAUCGCAUGGACGAUGACUUCUGGAGUGCUGAAAAACGAGGCGCCGCUACCGAAAGAGCUUUCCUGGCGGCCACGAUUCUCUCCAAACGUCGUCAGCAUCCGGAGAGAUUCCCGGGGAAUUCUGGAUUCCAAAUCACCCGCCUUCUGCUGAUCUUCUACGCUGAUUUCCCCGCAAUCACGUUGAUUAGAAUCGGGCGAAUUGUGAUGGAUUCGAAAUUGUAUUGAUUGUACUGAUAAUAUAGUUGUCCGAUAAUCCUCUCAACAAGCAUUUCUAGAACCCCUCUAGUUUCAUGAGUCGAAGGUGAUUUUGCGGAUGAGUUCAGAGAAAGAGAGAGAGGGAGUUGACUUCUUGCAUAGCAAUAACGUCUAUUUCGUCUAAAUGACUAUUUCUGCCUUUAUAUACCCCUGUGGGCGUGGCCAUUCUAAUCAGUGGGCGUGGCUACUGCACCUGGCUUUUCCUUCUUCCCACGGUGCCACGACGUUUCGAAAUCCCAAUCGUACUUUCCCAUCAGAGUCCUUUGUCAGCUUUCUUAUCACUAAUCUCCCCCGGUAAUCAAGACCGCAGGCGUGGGAAUUUCAGCUUCAAGCGGAUUUGCGGCAAAUUUCAAAGCAACCGACUUAAUUACAGACGGAGAUUAGUGAUAAGGCCGCCGAUAAAGGACUCCGAUGGGAAAGUACGAUUGGGUAGCUUUUUCUCGGUCAUUACACCCAACAUACUAUUUACAGCCAGGAAAACCGCAAGCGGACUGUCUCGUCAUCCAGUACGCGUCUGUGGAGCAAGACUGUCGCGAUCCGAAAGCGCCGUUUGCGGGCGGAAAUUGUUGCGAAGCCCCAGAACUUCGUACGACUCGGUACGAACAGAUCGGCUUCGCAUCUUCUUUCAUUCCGUUGCCACCGGAGAAUCCUCGUUCUCCCCCGGCCGAUGAACCGAGCGCUCAAUAA